AGUGCUAUUCUGAAUUCUGUACAUCUGGGGAAAUACUACAAAUAUGGACUACACCCUUGCUGUCCUGUUUUCUAUACUGCAAGUUUUAAGUGUGGGCUCAGCUGCUCCUCUGCCAGUGGAAGUAGUGAAGAUGAAAUCAAAAGUGAAGUGGAUGGCUGAACAGCUGGUGGUUAGGCUGGACAAAGACUUCCAGGUCCCCGUUGGCCUGACUCUCAGCCCACCUUCUGAUGAUCUGGAUGGACCUUCCACCAUAGUGACCGUCUUGGAGGGUUACAACAGCCUGAUCUCUGACAACCUUAACGGGGUCUCUCAGGUCAAGUUUGAAAUCUCUUCGCUGACGGGUUACCUUGAUCAGUGGAGGCAGGGGCACUGCAGUGAGCAGCGGCCAAAGCCUUCGGUACCGGGACCCCUACAGGACCUACAGAGUCGAAAAGAGUUUAUUCACACCGUGAGCAUUGAGGCUCUCAUGAGAGUGAAGGAGUUCCUAAAUCUGCUGCUGAAAAAUCUGGAUCAUCUUGAGACUUGCUGAAAGACAGACAUUAGGUCUAAUAAUUGGAAGUUACUGGCAACAAUUGUGAAAGUCUUCAUCAGUGACGCCUGCAAUGCAAUUUUAAGGACUUUUAUUCUCAAACAUUCUUACUUAUUUACUUAUUUAUAUACACAUGUAUUUAUUUAUAUAUUGUA
Molecule: messenger RNA, 684 nt
Organism: Micropterus dolomieu (smallmouth bass)
Lineage: Eukaryota; Metazoa; Chordata; Actinopteri; Centrarchiformes; Centrarchidae
Product: leptin-like
Exons: 2
Coding region: 44-529 (161 amino acids)
Source: RefSeq, a predicted model, not a curated record